AUGGCAUUGAUUCUCCUCACAUGCUGGCUGACUAGGCGGCCUUCAAACAUUGGAGGUUUCCAGCCUUUUCGUAUCUCACCAGCUCAACAAAGUCGGCUUCGGGUACGAGCUACAAGAAGAGAUAUUCCAAGGUGUGUGGCCUUCGACCUGGACGGUUUGCUGUGGCGACCUAGCCUGGCUCAACUUGGCGUAGCAAACGACCUGGCCCUGCAUUGCUCCUGGCCGAAUACGGGAGGCCCACCAUUCACACGAAUUUCCGACAAUUCAUUGCGGGACCGCCGUGGUGAGCGUGUAGCCCUCUUUGAAGGGGUCCAUGAGGCGCUGGAAGAGCUGGUGAUUCCUGGAGGCCGUUGGUAUGGCGCUAAAUUAGCGGUGGCCUCCUGUUGUCAGGAACCGGCUUGGGCAAAAGCUUGCCUCAAGGCCUUUCGAUUCAAUGGGCGGUCUUUGUCGGAAAUCCUGCCACUACAACACUUUGCGCGUGGCAGCAAGCGGCUGCAUUUGAGGCGAAUAGCCAGUCUUGCACACUGCAAAGCAUCACAACUGCUGUUCUUUGACAACGAGCUGCAACACUGCGAGGAUGCAGCUGAGCUUGGUGUCACUGCCGUGCUUUGUCCUGGUGGUUUGACAGCUGAAUCUUGGAAAGCUGCAGUUGCAGGUUUCCCUCGCCCUGGUACUGUCAUCAAUCCAAAGCGAUUGCGACGGCAAAAAGCUGCUGAUGGUAUCGUGUAG
Molecule: messenger RNA, 729 nt
Organism: Cladocopium goreaui
Lineage: Eukaryota; Dinophyceae; Suessiales; Symbiodiniaceae
Source: the annotation of a GenBank genome assembly